Messenger RNA from Styela clava, 4063 nucleotides. RefSeq names its product somatostatin receptor type 5-like. Gene Ontology annotation, molecular function: G protein-coupled receptor activity; neuropeptide binding. Gene Ontology annotation, cellular component: neuron projection; plasma membrane. The record is from RefSeq and is a predicted model, not a curated record. NCBI's taxonomy places the organism in Eukaryota, Metazoa, Chordata, Ascidiacea, Stolidobranchia, Styelidae. Gene Ontology annotation, biological process: neuropeptide signaling pathway.
UCAGAUAUCCUUUAUAAAUAAAAUAAUAUAUUGCCAUGGGAACAAUUGAUGAAUUGGACGCAGGAAAGAAGGCAGAGAUUGGCAUGAUGUUGGUUGUAUACUUAGCAGGUGUUGUAGGCAAUCUACUUGUUAUUUUCGUAAUUUUUUAUCUCGGCGAAUAUAAGAAGAUCACGCAUUGGUAUGUACUGCAACUCGCUUUGGCCGACUUGAUAUUUCUACAAGCUGUUCCUUUUAAGAUAUCUGAAAUUACUCAUAAGGCAUGGAUACUUCCACUUUGGCUUUGCAAAGCUAAGCAAGCGGUUUUAUAUAUAAACUACUACGGAUCCAUCAUAUUUCUCACGCUUAUGGCGUUGGAUCGUUAUUUAGCAGUUUGUCACGGACUAUCAAAUCUGUCACGAAGAAUAAGGUCUCGACGACCCUGCUAUAUUAUAACUGCAAUUGCAUGGAUCGUUGCAAUUCUCAUGUGCAUUCCAGUCAUGAUGUAUGCGGAUACAGUUGGCGAUGAUCCUUAUUGUGUUUGCUCGAUUGUUUUUCCACGAAACAAACAUCAAUGGUGUGAAGGGUAUUAUAACGGCGAUGAAUACGACGUAGAGAAAUGUAUAACUGAAACAUACGAAGAACAUAUAGGAAAUGAAAAUUGUGAAAUCGAAGACGAUGAAGACAAUUCAUCAGGGUCAGGAGGAGGAUUUUCGGACUAUCUUUCUGACUAUACGGAUGCGGUAGACACAAAGCCCUGCAAACACCAUGAAGAAUACAUGGGACAUGAAGCUUUUAUUUUGUUCAACUUCAUCGUCAUGUUUAUCAUCCCGCUAAUUACAAUAUCUGUUUGUUAUACGCUUAUUAUUGUUCGUCUAAGAAGAACUGAUGCAAGAAGCCGAAGAAAUUCAGAGCGCAACGAAUCAUCUCAUUCAAGUGAAACUACGAGGGCCUCAACUUUUAUAGCCAAAAGCAGACGACGGAAAUCUUCCAGUGGGGGAGGAAAAAAACAAAAAACAAAAGUAACCAUCAUGUGUGUUGUUCUUGUCCUUUUGUUUGCAACAUGUUGGAUGCCUUAUAACGUUGUACAAACUGUAAAACUGAAAGGAAUUGAAAAUGUGACAGAGGCCUACUGCUCUGGUCUAGAUACCAUUACCAUUAUAUUCCUUUACUUGAACUCGGCUCUCAACCCUUAUUUGUAUAAUUUUCUUGGAACUUUUGGGAAAAGAAUCGGACAAAUUCGCAAACAUAGAAGAACAAAGACUCUGAUGUCGACGUUUAAACUCAACAGGGUAGGGAGAAAAUCAAAUUCAUUUGUCAGUAGUUCUGAAACUGCUAAAACAAAGAAGAGUAGCAUACCAAACGAAAAGUUCAGAGUAGAAUAUCUUCCAAAAGAAGAGGAACCUUUGACUAUUGAGAAUGUUUACGAAGACAAGCCAACGUCGUCGGGAACUCAAUUAUGAAAGAAAUGUUGUCGACGAGCUGAUAUUAGCUUUGAUCUAUUGCAUAAAAUUCUAUCCCUUAGAAUGUUUUUUUGUAAACCAAUGGUAUAUGCUGAAAGUACAGAUAAAAUACUUCUGUAUAUAAUUUGUUGCCAAAAAUUAUAAUUUGAUGACCAUAAAUCAACGUUCAAGUAAAAUUGUUUUGCAAUAUUAUUAAUUAUUGAUAUAUGUUGACUGAACAGUAUAUUCCUAAUUUGUUGCGCAAUAUUAUUCAACAGAAUACAUAAUUGCUACUUUUAUUUUUCACAACAUAUUAUCAUUAUAUAGUGCGGAACCUAUACACAACCUCGUCGUGACGGUUAACAGAACUAUCGAGGAAAAUAAACUUUUUCUACUAAAAAUUGUUAUUUUUUAUUUUUUUGGUAAGCCAGUCAGAUUUAUAUUAUCCUUGCCAAUGCAUGUAUCAUUGAUGUAAUUACCCUAAUCGUACUAUUACUUCAAUUCUGCUUUAAUGUGCAUGUGUCGUAAUUUCUCUUCAUAGCAUUUAGCCUCGCUCGCUUAGUCGCGCUGCAAGGUCUUAUUUCCGUUUAUCCAAACCUGCACAGUUCAAAUAAUGGAGUGACUUCCUAAUGCAUCAAUGAUGUUUUUUUUUGUUUAUUAUUUACCUUUACUCAUACGUAUAUUGUAAAUAAUGGCGGCCAAUUCUGACCUAAUACAUUUUGAUGCUGUCACCCUUUCCUGUUAUUACUAAAACACGAUAAAAAAGUGUGAUAUGAAUUUUACUUGACUAAUGUUAAUCGCUCAUAAUAUUUGUGGAAGUGAUGUUACAAAAAUCAAAAGUCAUCAGUCUAAAUAGAGUUCCUUUUGCUUUAUUAUUGGCAAAUUAUCUGAAAUAUUUUACACAAUUAAUACUAAUGCAGUACACAACGUCAUUAUAAAUCAAUAAGAUGAAAAUCGAACUCAUCAAUCAUGUACCGUCGUACCUACAUGACGAAGAGAACAAUUUUACUCCGAAGAAACAUUGAAUUAGUUUAUUGAUAUAUACACAAUAGUUAUAAUUGGUGUAAUUUUCCGUAAGUUGUAUAUUUAGUAUAUUUAAAUGCAUUUUCGAGAAGUUUUGCAGCAGAUGUGUAACGAAUGAGAUUGCGCUCCUUGAGUUCACUUUGAAAUUGACCUCUUCAUAUUAAUUGGAUAACAAUUUUCGGACAUUCAAAGAAUUAUGGUAUAAUCAAUAGGCCAAUUGCCCUUUUGUUUUUCUCUUUUUUAUUUCACCUUAUCACAAUUCCUCUUGCGCAUGAAUUUGACACGGUCAUUAUAAUAAUACUUUAUUGUCGUGGGAAUUUGUGAUGGAGACAGAGGACGGCAGGUGUCUUAUGUCUUUAUGUACGAAGGCUUUCGUUGUUAUUUGUAAAAACAUCACUGUUGGAAAUAUUCUGUAUUUUAUUCUAACAAAAGAAACAUCAAUUUUCAUGGUCGAUGCAGUUUUACAAUGAAGUUUCAACUAUAAUUGUUCAUUUGCUAUAAAUAUUUGUAUGUUUAAAUUUUCACUUCAAUUUGAAGACUUAUAAUGCUAAACUAUUAAACUCUUGCUAUAUUGAAUCAUAAUAUAUAUGUUUUUCGUUCGAGAAAUGCUAAUUUCUACAAUUAAAAGAUAUUGUAUUUAUUAUAUACUUAUAUAUCAGCUAUAUAUCAACUAUUCUCACUUCGUUGUUUGCUUAUUGUUAUGUAUAUUGCUUUUGUAGCAAUGGCCUAAUAUGUCCGGCUAUGCGACUCAAUAUUGAUAUUCUCGAUAAUUUUUACCAAAUUUUAUUAUUCAAAAAUAGACCUCCAAUCUAAUGAUUUUUUAAAAGAAGAUUACGUUUACGAAUGUCAAAGAUUUCACAUGUCUUUUUUUAUCUUUUAUUCUUUGCUUUGCUCGUUCUCCAUCUGAUAUAAGUUUGUCUAUUUACGUAUCUUGGCUCUAGUCAAAACUAAACAACGUGAAUUGAACGAAGGUCUUAUUUUUUUUUUAUUCAAUCUAUUUCCCUUUUGCAAGAGUAUUAACAAGACACAACUAUGUUGUCUAUAUGGAAUACUAUACGGUAAUGGGCAACUAUGAAAUUGUUGCCUUCUCCUUAUGUUUUUUUUACAUUCGAGAUAGAGUAUGGCUGAAGGUACGUUUUAGUGAGUGUCCCAUCCCUACAGCGAACCAUGUUUUCUCUGCGAGUAGCACUUACGCCAAAUGAAAAGCAAUCUUUUAAUUAGUAAAAACUUCUCACUUUUCUCUCUUUCCCUAUUUGCGAAUUUAUAACAUUGACAUUUUGUUUGAGAUAUUUACUCGUAACUAUGAUUACUUUUAUUGUCUUGGGAAUAUAGACAUGAAGUGAAAAAACAGGUGUCACGAUAAUGCGAACAAGCCGGCUGUGUCUGUUUGGCGCUUUUCAUAUUAUAAUCGUGUUAAGCGUGCUCAAAAAUCACGGCAGUCAUCUGCCCAUCAGAUGUUAAAGUUACCUGACACAACGCUUAAAAAAUGCAUUUUUUUUUUCGAAGUAAAUUAGCUGAUUGGCAUAUGGCUUCUUCUUGAAAUAUUUAGUGAAACAUUGAGUGCUGUAACAACUGACGCAACUUUGAUAUGAUCUAGAUUCUAAAAUAUACAAAGGGGAAAU